CAAUGUCGGACGGAACAAACAACGCCUGACGAGAUCGAUUCAGAUAAAAAAAAAAAAAAAAAAAAAAAAAAAAAGAAAGAAAAGUCGUCCUCAUCUCUCCCUUACUUCUGAUUGCGGGAAUGGAGUCGGAUCAGUUAUGGUUGAUCGGCGAGGAAUGUGGCGAGAAAUUGGGGAAAAUGGCGCGAAAAAAGAGUUUGGAUGCGGAGAGCGGGGAGUCGUCGACGGAGGAGGUGGAGGUGGAGUCGCCAAGGUCGGUGGUGGUGAAGAAGAAGUUGGAGUGGGUGCACAGCCAGGUGUUGAGGAUAAGAGAGGAGGAAUCGUAUCUUGGAGAGGAUUUGCUCGGUGGUCUUGAGGGAUUGAGCGGUAAAGAUAUCAUCAAGACUGCUGUCGGCCGUGGUUCUUCUCCUAAACGGCACCGCGUGAAUGUGGUGGUUUUGUCGAGGCCGAUCUUACCUUGUUCGCCUCUCAGCGGCAAGACCGUCAAGGCUUUGCACUGAAGCCAGCUGAUCUAUUUAUCAAUGGAUCGAACCAAGGAUCAAGUUGGAGAUGAGAGGAAAUAGCGAAGGAUGAAGAAGAGCUGCUGUUUAGUGAGCUGGAGUUAAAUGUUCACUUUGUUAGCUUUUUCUCAUGUAUAGAGUGUCCCUUUUUCUCAGUAGAUGACCUGAUCAAGCUUGUGUAUAGUCAGUCCAACAAAAAAUACAAAAUCACACAACCUGUCUGCCUCUCAACAACUUUAUUUUGUGUUCUUUUCCCUUGUUCCUGCACUUUACCAUAUCAUCUUAGCUUCUUAGGCUGUGCAUAAAUUGCAAAAGUUUUUCCUCUUUCAGCUCCUAAUUGACCAAAUGAAAAAGCAAGAUCCCCAAUCACUCUUUUUCUUUUCAAGCCCUUUGAAGGAUAGUUGAGACUUCAGAAUCUGGCUCAAAUCCUUAUA
Molecule: messenger RNA, 931 nt
Organism: Rubroshorea leprosula
Lineage: Eukaryota; Viridiplantae; Streptophyta; Magnoliopsida; Malvales; Dipterocarpaceae
Source: the annotation of a GenBank genome assembly